Messenger RNA from Striga asiatica, 3091 nucleotides. The record is from the annotation of a GenBank genome assembly. NCBI's taxonomy places the organism in Eukaryota, Viridiplantae, Streptophyta, Magnoliopsida, Lamiales, Orobanchaceae.
AUUUUAGUGGGGGUUUGGUUAGAAUUUUGGAAUAGUACAAAAUGCUAGCACGAUUUUUGUAAAAUUGUAGAGAACUGGAUCGCGAGGAACAGGAGAUAGCUGCCCCCAUCCACCAAUAUUAUAAUAAAAUAAAAGAUCGCCAACUAAAGAGUCCAUCGAAAAUAAAAGGGAAAAAAAUCCUAAACUCUCCAGCUCACGUUAUCAGGAGAAAUCAACAUUUAUUUUGAUCUUCAAUGGGAACGGAGCAAACCGCGGAGAUAUCGGAGCCUCUUCUGCGCCAGGAUGAAGCUGCGCCGGAGAAAAUCCCCGCCGCCGACGAUGAAAUCGAGCAGAUUCCUGAAUGGAAAGAUCAGAUCACGAUCAGAGGGCUUGUGGUCAGCGCCAUAUUAGGGACGCUUUUCUGUAUUAUCACUCACAAGCUAAAUCUGACGGUCGGGAUCAUACCGUCGCUCAACGUCGCCGCAGGUCUGUUAGGGUUCUUCUUCGUGAAGUCAUGGACUGGUUUUCUGUCAAAACUGGGAUUCCUGGUUCAACCUUUCACUCGGCAAGAGAAUACCGUCAUCCAGACGUGCGUUGUGGCUUGUUACGGUCUCGCCUUCAGCGGGGGAGCUGGGUCAUACUUGCUAGCUAUGGACGAGAAAACGUAUAAACUGAUUGGUGAAGAUUAUCCGGGUAAUCGAGCGGAGGAUGUGAAGAACCCUGGACUGUUGUGGAUGAUGGGAUUUACUUUUGUUGUUAGUUUCCUGGGAUUGUUUAGUCUAGUUCCUCUUCGUAAGGUUAUGGUCCUGGAUUAUAAGCUGACCUACCCAAGUGGGACUGCCACAGCUAUGUUGAUCAAUAGUUUCCAUACAAACACUGGAGCUGAACUUGCUAAGAAACAGGUGUCUUCUCUUGGAAAAUAUUUAAGCAUAAGUUUCUGCUGGAGCUGCUUUAAGUGGUUCUUCAGUGGUGUUGGUGAUUCAUGUGGAUUCGACAAUUUCCCCAGCCUUGGAUUAACUCUAUUCAAGAAUACGUUCUAUUUUGACUUCAGUCCAACUUAUGUUGGAUGUGGGCUAAUUUGCCCACACAUAGUCAACUGUUCAGUUCUUCUUGGAGCCAUCAUAUCAUGGGGUUUUCUUUGGCCUUUCAUUUCACAGCGGGCAGGUGACUGGUAUCCAGCUGAUCUCGGCAGUAAUGAUUUCAAAGGUCUCUAUGGAUACAAGGUUUUCAUAGCCAUUGCUCUCAUCCUGGGGGAUGGACUUUAUAAUUUGAUUAAGAUCGUAUCCGUGACUAUAAAGGAAAUAUGCUCCAAACACAGUCUUCCAAUCGUCAGCGAAGUUACAGAUGACCCCACCUCGAAAUCUCUUAUAGAAGAAAAGAAACGGGACCAAGUCUUCCUCAAGGACAACAUUCCUUUCCGGUUUGCAGCCUCCGGGUAUGUAGCCCUUGCCGCCAUAUCAAUCGGCCUUCUCCCGAAGUUCUUCCCACCCCUGACAUGGUACUUAGUUCUUUGCUGCUACCUCCUGGCCCCUGCCCUCGCCUUCUGCAACUCCUACGGCACCGGCCUCACCGACUGGAGCCUCGCCUCCACCUACGGCAAGAUCGGCCUCUUCAUAAUUGCCACCCUCGUCGGCUCCCAAGGUGGUGUCCUCGCUGGCCUUGCCUCCUGUGGUGUCAUGAUGUCCAUCGUCGCCACUGCCGCUGACCUCAUGCAGGACUUCAAAACCGGCUACCUCACUUUAUCCUCCCCGAAGUCCAUGUUUGUUAGCCAGCUCGUGGGUACUGCCAUGGGCUGCAUUAUUGCCCCCCUCACUUUCUGGCUCUAUUGGACUGCGUUCGACGUGGGGUCCCCUGACAGCCCGUACAAGGCACCCUACGCCGUUAUAUAUCGCGAAAUGGCCAUUCUUGGGGUCGAGGGGUUUUCCGAGCUGCCCAAGCACUGUCUGGCCAUGUGCUGUGGCUUCUUUUUGGGGGCUUUGGGUGUUAAUCUUUUGAGGGAUGUUGUGCCUAAACGGGUCUCGAGGUUUAUCCCUAUACCGAUGGCGAUGGCCGUGCCGUUUUACAUCGGGGCUUAUUUCGCGAUCGACAUGUUUGUGGGGACUGUGAUACUGUUUGUUUGGGAGAGAGUGAAUAGGAAGGACUCGGAGGACUAUUCGGGUGCUGUGGCAUCGGGCUUGAUUUGUGGGGACGGGAUUUGGACGAUACCAUCUGCCAUACUUUCGAUCCUCAGGGUGAACCCACCUAUCUGCAUGUACUUUGGCCCGUCUGUUAGUGCCUGACCAAGUAAGUUCCUCUUUCUUUGUAUCGUUUUCCAUUUACAAUCUACAAGGUGGAAACAGUUGGUUUUGUAAAUAUCUUGAUUUGUCCCAUUUAACAGUGUAUGUGGAAUUAUUCUGUUAUGAAUGCUUUGCUAAUGCGUAGAAUGGUGAAACUGUCGGUCGAAGGUGGGGGAUGUAAAUUUACACAUGUCAUUCGGACAAUCCUGUUUUCAAUGAUUUUCCUUUUUUAUGUGUACGAGCUGAGUGAUUUUUAAGAGCAUGAGAUUGAAAAUUUCAGUCCUGCCAUGUGGUAGUGCCAGUUGAUCACCGUCAGAUCAACACACAUUGUGUGUGUUGAUUGGCCCUGUGUGGGUUUGUCAGAUCAGCACACAGUGGUUGUGACUCUGUGAUUCGGAGUUGAUUAACUCUCCAACACCGUCAGAUCAAUACACAAUGUGUGUGACUGUGUGAUUCGAAGUUGAUCAACCUGUGUGGUGUUUUAUCAAGUCCUUUUCCAACUUAGCUUCGUUAUCACGUGUCUUGAGUAGGGUCACUGUUUAUUUACCCUUUUCAAUUUUACUUUUAGGAAACUAAAAUGGAAUAUAUGUAGCAAACAAUCAGGUAGUUUUAUCUUCGGUGAUUUGAUGGAAAGGUAAAAGUUGAUGGCUCAUAUUUUCUCAAAUCAACAGCUUUAAGUAUUCUUAUCUACCCCUUUGUUUAUUUCUUUGAUGCUGAAUUGAGGAGGAAUACGACAAGAGGUAUAUUUGACUUUUCCUUUGAUUGUUUUAUUUAAGAUCCAUAGGAGCACAAAUUUAUCGUCUCUCUUCUUACAUUUUUGUGUGUGUGUGUGUGUG